AUGCCAUCUCCACUUCCUCUUAGUCGUCUUCUUCAUUUGGAAUUUUCUCCAUCUGUGAAUGUGCGACCCUGUAGCAGUCCUUUGCUGUUGCCUGCCAAAAGAGGGAGGCUCUUGGCAGGUGAAAAUUCUCCCAAGCUGCGUCGGCUGCCCCCUCACCUGGCUUGGUGUUCUAUAGACUGGGAUCAUUUGUGUCUGCUGCAUCCCCUAGGCUCUGGUGGCUUUGGUUCCGUCUACAAGGCUACUUACCGAGGAACUACAGUGGCUGUAAAGCAGGUGAAGAAAAGCAGUAAGAACAGUUUAGCAUCAAGGCAGAGCUUUUGGGCAGAACUAAAUGUGGCACGUCUUGAUCAUCAAAAUGUGGUGCGUGUAAUAGCUGCUAGCACAUGCUCCCCUGCUAGUCAGGACAAAUUUGCAUGCCAGUAAUUCACAAUGGAAUAUGCAGGUAAAAUGUUAUUCCUGUGGAUCAUAAUUUCUAUGGGACUAGCAAUAAAAUGCAAAAGGAAGGAAGAUACCCUUGGAUGUGGCCAAGAGUCCUUAAGCCUAGCUCAGUCUCUGCACUACUCCUGUGACAUUGUGGCUGGUUUAGCCUUUCUCCAUUCACAGUUAAUUGUGCAUCUGGAUUUAAAACCUGCUAACAUAUUCAUCACGGAACAAAAUAUUUGCAAAAUUGGGGACUUUGGAUGUUCCCAAAAGCUAGAGGACAUCGCAACCACAGGCCCACAGCUGUAUCACCAAGGGGGAACAUACACCCACCGAGCUCCUGAACUUCUUAAAGGGGAAAAAGUCACCUCCAAAGCAGAUAUUUACUCUUUUGCCAUCACUCUAUGGCAAAUGGCUACACAGGAAGAGCCUUAUCUGGGUGAGCGCCAGUAUGUCCUCUACUCUGUGGUGGCUAAUAACCUACGCCCCUCUCUGACUGCAGCUGUGUUUAGAGUCUCAGCCACUGGACAAAAGCUUAAGACUAUAAUUGGAAAUUGUUGGAGAGCUGAGGUAUCAGAACGUCCCACCGCAGAUCAUCUCCUUCACAAUCUUUUUUCUUUAUCAUUAGCAGUGUAA
Sphaerodactylus townsendi is the source of this 1056-nucleotide messenger RNA. It is a transcript of the gene MOS, whose product is annotated as MOS proto-oncogene, serine/threonine kinase. NCBI's taxonomy places the organism in Eukaryota, Metazoa, Chordata, Lepidosauria, Squamata, Sphaerodactylidae. The transcript has a single exon. Gene Ontology annotation, biological process: protein phosphorylation. The record is from RefSeq and is a predicted model, not a curated record. Gene Ontology annotation, molecular function: ATP binding; protein kinase activity.